Molecule: messenger RNA, 2503 nt
Organism: Suricata suricatta (meerkat)
Lineage: Eukaryota; Metazoa; Chordata; Mammalia; Carnivora; Herpestidae
Product: neuronal membrane glycoprotein M6-b
Exons: 4
Coding region: 1-495 (164 amino acids)
Biological process (GO): central nervous system myelination; axon development
Cellular component (GO): myelin sheath; plasma membrane
Molecular function (GO): structural constituent of myelin sheath
Source: RefSeq, a predicted model, not a curated record
AUGAUUCUCUCUCCUUCUCCUUUUUUGGCUCAGUUCGUUUUCCUCACCUACGUGCUGGGAGUGGCCUGGCUCGGCGUGUUCGGUUUCUCUGCGGUGCCCGUGUUCAUGUUCUACAACAUCUGGUCGACCUGUGAAGUCAUCAAGUCACCCCAGACCAACGGCACCGCCAGUGUGGAGCAGAUCUGCGUGGAUAUCCGGCAAUACGGGAUCAUCCCUUGGAAUGCCUUCCCCGGGAAAAUCUGUGGCUCUGCCCUGGAGAACAUCUGCAACACCAACGAGUUCUACGUGUCCUAUCACCUGUUCAUCGUCGCCUGCGCGGGAGCUGGGGCCACCGUCAUCGCCCUGAUCCACUUCCUCAUGAUACUGUCCUCUAACUGGGCUUACUUAAAGGACGCCAGCAAAAUGCAGGCUUACCAGGAUAUCAAAGCAAAGGAAGAGCAGGAGCUGCAGGAUAUCCAGGCUCGGUCAAAAGAACAACUCAAUUCUUACACAUAAACGUUUGCCAGAGUGUUACCGCCGCCAAAGUGACAGCUCUGCCAAAUCCGCAGACAGCGGCUCUGCCGUCCAGACGUGCCCCCCCCCCCCCCCCCCCCCCCCCCCCCCCCCCCCCCCCCCCCCCCCCCCCCCCCCCCCCCCCCCCCCCCCCCCCCCCCCCCACAUAGAGGUACAAACCCUUCACUGUCUGUCUCCACCUGCUGGCAGGGAGUUCUAGGAACACCUUCCAGGAGGGCCAUCUUUUUCCUUAGAGCAGAUACCAGAGGCUUCACAUGAGCCAUUUUAAAGGGCAACACUUUUGACAAAACGAUUGUUCAGCUCUCUGAGACUUGGGACCUGUUCACACUUAGCAGUAGAGCGAGCCUGCCGCGGAGGCCAUGGGCGUAUGGCAUACUGCUUGAGCGGGACCGCCGAGGCGCCGGCACGAAGCGAUGGGACCGAACAUGGACGUAUGCCAUCUGUCCGCGGACCUACCUAUGGAGGGCCUCAAGGGCAGUGGGUGUCAACUUCCAGUUCUGACAGCUGACAUUUAUGAAACUUUGGCCCCAAGAUCAUGCGAGUCUUACUAAUUGACCUUUUUUUUUUUAAUUAGCUGCCUUCCAGGACACGUUUGUCUCCUGAUCCAAUCAGAAUCUUUUUUUCACUAAUGCUAAUGCUCUGAUUUGGCUCUACCUGCCCUUGAAGAAGCUGGAUUGUGGCGCAUGGACGCUUUCCAAAGUCCAUUUGAAAAUAGCGUUCCUUUAAUCCACCGGCCCAGUUCUCGGUGUUGUUCCUUAGAAAUAAAUGUCAGCUCUGCCUUAAUGCGUAUCUGUUUUAAAUUUCUAAGAGCUUAUUUGACACCAGGAGACCCCCAAAUCCCUCAUAGACCUCGGUUCCACAAAUGUUUUUCUUAAGAAGUGUUACCUUAUUAAAAUGACCACCGUUCUAAACCAUUUUUAGUGGUCUGAAUAGCAAGUUUACAGUUUCAUACCAACUAAGACCGAAUCACAAAUAGACCACAGGCCUCCUACUUUUCUAGACUUGAAUACUUCAGUAGUUUAAAUUAGAGUUGGUAUUUAGUUCCUUUUUGAAAUCUAAAUCUUUCCUGGAAUAAUACAAGUUCGAUGUUCAGCGAAAAAGCGAAAAAAAGAAAAAAAAAAAAAAAAACACCCCACCUUCUUGAGUUUAAGCCAUUUUCAAAAGAAACUUGCCUUCUCCAUCAUUCUGUUCCAGAACAUUCCGUGAUUAGAGGUAUUGGGUAUUCGUGCUGGUAAACUUUGUGUUGCUCUUUAUGAAAUGAUACCUAUAACCGUUGGGUGCAUCUGUGCUUUUAAAAGGGGCUGCAUAAUAUAGGAUUAACUCUGUAUAUUCAUGUUAAGAAUUAACUUGUGGUUUGGCUGUUUCCUGGAUUUGCAAACCUACACGUGUGCAGAAAUGUCUUAAGAUGAAAGGAAGCAUACCUGGAUCAAGAUGCUAUUAAAGUUGAACAUCAAGGAUAAGAUUUCAUUUGGAUUCUCUGUGUUGUUGUUGUUGUUCAUGCCUAAAAAUGCCUAUUUGGAUCUUGACGCCUUUCUUUCUUUGUUGACUUGGGAGACGCUCUCUUCUGCGUACAACAGUCGUUCUGGGAUAGCUUGUUUUGUUUUCCUGUUGCAUGACGGACUUCGAUAUUUUUUCCAGCAGUGGAGGUGCUGGUAGAGUCCCGUGUUCUAGAAGAGGCAGUGUCUGAAGCCUAAUUUUACUUUUCUAACUCUGGUAGCUACUACCAGGAACUUUUGAAAGUUUUGUUGAAGUAGUCUAAUAUUUUUUAUGUAAAGAGCAUUAAAUUUUGCUAUGUAUACAUUUUUGUAACCUAACAGUGAAUCAAUAUUUUCUAUCCGUGCCAAGGGCUUCCUGUAGUUCUAUUCAAGUGUUACAAUAAAUAUUUGUAGAUAAUAGUCAGUACUUGUGUAUGCUUAUUUUAAAGAUCUAUUUAGGUGGAAAUAGUUGUCGAUGUACUAAGAGUAAUGCAAUAAAAGUAUAGCUUCACUCA